This is a messenger RNA of Galendromus occidentalis (western predatory mite), 1345 nucleotides long. RefSeq names its product geranylgeranyl transferase type-1 subunit beta. The coding region runs from base 163 to 1170 and encodes 335 amino acids. Gene Ontology annotation, biological process: protein geranylgeranylation. Lineage: Eukaryota; Metazoa; Arthropoda; Arachnida; Mesostigmata; Phytoseiidae. The record is from RefSeq and is a predicted model, not a curated record. Gene Ontology annotation, molecular function: CAAX-protein geranylgeranyltransferase activity. Gene Ontology annotation, cellular component: CAAX-protein geranylgeranyltransferase complex. The transcript is spliced from 5 exons.
UUCUCGAUUCUGUUCUUUAGAGAAUCUUUUCUCUCUGCGCAGUCCUUAUCAGCGAUGAUCUUCGAGUGCAGGUCCGGAAUUUGAACGGGAUUUCCGUCACGUGGGAGCCGCGCCGCUGAAGUCAACACCUGACCAAGUGAUCCAAGUUGUCGAAACUUGAUCAUGGAGCUAGUUCGAGAUAGGCAUGUCAAAUUCUUCAACCGGUGUCUGAAAAUCUUACCAAGCAGCUUCGAAGAGCUCUUCGAUAGAAAACCCCUGGUCGCGUUCUUCUGUUUGAGUGGUUUGGAAAUCUUGGACCAAGUGCCAGAAGAAAAAUCGUCGUUCAUCGAUUGGCUGUACUCGAUGCAAUUCCUCGAUGCAGAAACAGACACAGCGGGAUUUCUCGGCGGAUUCUCAAUCGCAGAUAGCAAUAUCACGGAGCCUCAUAUAUUUGACGUACCCGUGCUCGGCAUGACCUACACGAGUUUGUGCUCCCUCUUGAUACUGGGAGACGAUUUAUCCAGAGUUCAUCGGAAGCAAAUAUUGAACGAUAUUAAACGACUUCAAUUGGAAGACGGGAGCUUCUACUCACAGUUUCUCGAUGGUGAAACCGAUCUCAGGCUCGUGUACUGUGCGGUCUCUAUUUGUUACAUCCUCGACGACUUCUCGACUAUCGACGUGGAUGCCUGCGUACGCUUCAUCAAGUCGUGUUUGACGUACGAAGGAGCCGUCGCAUGUCUCCCCGGAGCGGAAGCUCACGGGGGCUCCUCGUUCUGCGCGGUUGCGUCCCUGGCUCUCCUUGGUCGGCUGGAAGAGAUCCGAGAUAAUCGCGCCGACUUGGUCCGGUGGUGUCUCAACCGGCAGGAGUCUGGUUUCAAUGGAAGACCGAACAAACGUGUCGACACUUGUUACUCUUUCUGGGUCGGAGGGACUCUCCGUAUUCUUGACUCAUUCCAAUUCGCUGAUGGUGCGAUGAUACGCGACUUCGUGUGCCAAGCUCAAUCAGUCAUCACAGGCGGCUUCGGAAAGUGGAGCGAUGCGAGCCCCGAUCCUAUGCAUUCGUAUCUCGCUCUGGCGGGUCUGUCGUUCAUUGGAAAAGACAAACUGCAAGAAUUAUUCGUUCCUCUCAAUGUGACUGUGCGGACCCACGAGCGACUGAAAAAGAUUCACGACGCGUGGGAGACUGCGUGAAACGAUUUAAAUUCCGUCACCGCUAGUUUGAGGAGCCCAUUUGACAGAAACGCACCAACUCAGGUUAGGCGAUGUUCCACCCGCGCCACACAGAUGCCCUGAGCCCCGCAAAGAUCUCUGAUAUCGGCCGAGAGUUCUUCGCCGAGAGGCAUUAUUUUGCGAAAUAAAAGCAUUU